AUGGUAUUUGAUAAUAAAUCCAAUGUUUCAUUCCCUGAAAGUGAAUGCUGUGAUUCUGAGAACUCCGAUGACAGUGAUAAAGAAAAUGAACUUACACCUGAAUGGAAUGUAAGAAUUCAAUUAUUCGACAAUUGGAUGCUCAUUGUCGAUAGCGAUGAAGAAUCCACAAGGUUAGUUUUACCAAUUUGGAAAUUUUGUGUUAUCACUUUACUCAAGGUAGCCACGACAGAUGCAAAAAUGGUGAUCAAUUUUCCAAGAAAAGACGGUUCUAUGUUUCCCGAAAACGGAAGACCUGGAACAAUAACGGAUAAAGCAGGAGAUUUCGUCGCUGAAAGUGAUGUUAUCAUACUGUCUUCUCCUCCAAACCAUUUCCAAGAUUAUUUAAAAGCCAUGAAGAAAUACAUUAAAAAGAGAACGGUUAUCAUCGGUGUACCUGGCAGAUCAGGUUUUGAAUAUCAGUGCCGGACAAGUCUGGAAGAGCUUGGUGAACAAUGUACCAUCGUUAACUUAGAGACGUGUCCUUGGGUAUGCGAACAAGUCAAAUUUGGUUCUCAAAUUGAUGUCAAGGUGACAGUAGCAUCGAUCGUAACCUCUACUCUGUUCGGGACAUCUCCCCCGAAACGUGGGCCACUGUCAAUUUUGCAGUUAAUACUUGGCGGUGAUUGUGCUCUUCAAAAUUCUCUUAACUUUAUGUCUGUACUCCUGUCGCCCUUCGUAUAUCUCGAAUGCUGUCUUUUGUUUGGAAGAUGGAGUGAAUGGGACGAAAAGCCGCUGGAAAGUGAACUGGGAUUAUUCGAAGACGUCAGCGAAAAGACAGCCGAAAUGAUUUCAAAGUGUUCUAAUGAAUGUUCUAAAAUUAUCCAGGCUAUAAAAACAGGCAAACCAGAAUUGAAAAUCAACGACUAUAAAGGAAUAGAAGAAUGGUUUGCCGGAUUUAAAGACUGCAUUGGAGACAGCAGUAGCUUACUGACAACAUUGAAAACUUGUAAGAUAUGGGGAGACAUUAAGCACCCAAUGAAAAAAGAUAGGAAAAAGUCAGAAUACACACCAGAUUUAGAAGAGCGAAUCUCAGAAUAUUUAUCGUAUGGUUUAAUUGUAAUUCGAGGUGUGGCUGAAAUUCUUCAGCAAGAAACGCCCGUGAUUGACAAAUUGAUAACUUGGUGCCAGACAAAAAGCAAAAAGAAUUACAUGAAGGACGGUAAAGUGUUAACAGACAAAAACAUUCAGAACACAUCCUGCCCUCAGAAGUUUAAGUUCAGCACACUUAACGAAAUCCUUUUUGUAAAAGCGUUACCGACAGAUAUAGAACUUUGA
Messenger RNA from Octopus sinensis (East Asian common octopus), 1314 nucleotides. Its product is annotated as octopine dehydrogenase-like. Gene Ontology annotation, molecular function: oxidoreductase activity. The coding region runs from base 1 to 1314 and encodes 437 amino acids. Lineage: Eukaryota; Metazoa; Mollusca; Cephalopoda; Octopoda; Octopodidae. The transcript has 3 exons. The record is from RefSeq and is a predicted model, not a curated record.